AGGAAAGCGAAUCACAGAGUGAGAAGGGGCAGUGCUAAGUUGGCAGGGGGAGGAGUCCCAAGCCCUGCCAGAGGGUAAAGGACCCUUUAUGAGGUGUCAGGGUGUUCCCUGACCCAGCGUGAGGGUCCCACAGAGUCCCGCCCCUGCGGUCAGCGGUAGCAGACCCGGGGCAAAGAGAUUUAAGAAAAGUACAGCAGUACAGCCACAGGCCAGCAGAUGGAAGAGUCUCAAGCUUUAACAGAAGCGAAGGUCACUGGUUCACCUGCUGUUUUGUCUGCUGCACCUGAACAGACUCAUCAUGCCUAGAGGGCAGAAGAGUAAACUCCGUGCCCGGGAAAAACGCCGUCAGGCCCAAAAAGAUCCCCAAAAUCUGGUGGAUGCUCAAAGAUCUGAGUAUUCCCCCUCUUCAUCUGCUCAUUCCAAUGAUAUUCCCCAGAGUUCACUUACUGGAACACUUAGCAACCCCCAAGGCCCUAAGACAGUCACAUUCCCCACCACUACUGCUGCAGCUGCUCCAGCUACAAGAUCAAAUGAAAACACCGCAAGGCCAGGGUCCACACAAAGCCCAUCAGCCAUGGAGAAUUUCCCCAACGGCCCUGUAGAUGAGAAGGUAGUUAUGCUGGUGCAUUACUUGCUGUACAAGUAUCAAAUGAAAGAGCCAAUUAGUAAGGCAGAAAUGCUGAAAAACAUAAUCCAAGUAUACAGGAACCAGUUCCAUGAGAUCCUGAGAAAAGCUUCUGACCACCUGGAGCUGAUAUUUGGCCUUGACUUGAAGGAAGUGGACCCCAACAAGCAUAUCUAUGUGCUCAUCAACAAAUUGGAAUCAAAUUGUGAUGUGAGUUUGAGUGAUGAAAUAAGAGUCCCCAAGACUGGCCUGCUGAUGACAAUUCUGGGUGUGAUCUUUACAAAUGGCAAUUGUGCCACUGAGGAGAAAAUCUGGGAAGUGCUAAAUAUGAUGGGGCUAUAUGAUGGGAGUGUGCACUUUGUCUAUGGAGACCCUAGGAAGCUCAUCACCAAAGACUUGGUGAAAGAAAAGUACCUGGAGUACCGGCAGGUGCCCCAUAGUGAUCCUCCACGCUAUGAAUUCCUGUGGGGUCCAAGAGCUCAUGCUGAAACAAGCAAAAUGAAAGUCCUAGAAUUUUUAGCCAAGAUCCACAGUACAGUUCCCAGUGCCUUUGUAUCCGAGCAUGAAGAGGCUUUAAGAGAUGAGGAAGAGAGAGCCCAAGCUAGAAUUGCAGCCAGAGCUCGCGUUAGUGAGAGAGCCAAUGCACGUUCCACAGCCAUGCCUGGAAGCACCUCUAACCCCUAAUAAAGUCUGAGACAGAUUCUUCACUUUGUGGUUGAAAA
Messenger RNA from Oryctolagus cuniculus (rabbit), 1347 nucleotides. RefSeq names its product melanoma-associated antigen B10. The record is from RefSeq and is a predicted model, not a curated record. Lineage: Eukaryota; Metazoa; Chordata; Mammalia; Lagomorpha; Leporidae. Gene Ontology annotation, cellular component: nucleus. Gene Ontology annotation, biological process: negative regulation of transcription by RNA polymerase II.